Molecule: messenger RNA, 168 nt
Organism: Peronospora matthiolae
Lineage: Eukaryota; Oomycota; Peronosporomycetes; Peronosporales; Peronosporaceae
Source: the annotation of a GenBank genome assembly
AUGCGACUGACCGUUUCGUCAAUUAAGUCCACAGCGCCGUUUCAACUCCGUGGACCUCUCACUAACCAAGGGACGAGUGGCCACCCACUCUUUCAUUUCGCUGCACGUCCCAUUUCCACCACAAAAUCGACAAGUAACCCGAACGUUACGAACAAGUCGCAACUAUAA